ACGCAUGAAACUAUUCACACCUCACCUGUAUAGAUACAAAAUGACCGUUGAUUUGGAAGGUGCAUGACCAAAGGUUUUUAAGUUGCGGAAAAUGCAAGAGAUUUUUACAACGUUAUGUCAGACCUCCGGUCUACAAUGGAAAGAGGACGCUUUUACAUUGCUCUGAUAUUCAUUUCAUUCCUAUCCAAGACGUACGCGACAAGCAGAAUAUUCAGUUAUGGUCUUAUCGAUGGAUAUUCAUCGGAAUACGAAGCGCUUAUCGAUACCGUCAUCAACAAAACUGCUAGUUCGAACAAUGUUUCGAUAAUCUUUAGCAAGUACAACACAUCAGAAAGUACAAAGCUAUUUCAUCAAGCUUCUCUGUUUCUUGAUCAAAACAUCCUUGUGCUCAUCGAAGGAAGCAACACGAAGACGUCCGCAUGCGCACUCUCAACAGUGACUGGCAUUCCUCUUAUCCGUCUCCAUGGCGAGAGAAGGUCUCUCGAUCAAUGUGAAAAAGCGAUUCAGAUGUCAGCGGGAUACAAAGACUACGCCCAGGCUACUCUUGACAUACUGAACACAUUUGAAUGGAAAAAUAUUGCGCUUGUUUUUGAUGAGGAAAGUUUGUACGAAGCUGCAUACUUUCACGCUAUAUCUCAAAGAUCAAAGCUUGCUGUGGAUUUAAUUCAGUUUUGUAAGCCGAAUGAAAAUGAAGAUCCAACAGCUCCAGUAUUGAGAGCAAUGGAGGAAAUCAGAAAGUUAAAAGUUCAAGUCAUUCUCCUUUAUACCGACAAAGAAAGCGUCGAGCUUAUGUUACAGCAGAAGCCUUGUCAGCAAAGAGAUGACUAUAAGAAUAUGAGAAAUGUGUAUAAAUGGAUACUUCAUAGAGAGAUGCCAAUGAACUUAAGCUGUCACAGAGACAGUAUUGUUUUAUCUGUGAAGCUUCCAUACAGUCACGGUUCAGCUCCCGAUGGACUGGACAUGGCGGCACUUGCCCACGAUGCAGUGCAAGUUAUCAACCAGGCAAUCAACACAGAGCCGUGUUUAUCGAUCAAUGGAACUUCUAUUAGCUCAAAUGAUAAAGAAGCUAUGUUAACAUGUCUGAAGAAGGUUAACAUGGACGGCUUAACAGGCCCCAUCCAUUUCGACAAGUACGGCACGAGAAGAGAUAUUGAACUGGAAAUUUUAAAUCUCCGGAACAAUUCCUUUAAAAACGUUGGGACGUGGAAUUCAACCAAAGGUGUCAUUCUAUUUGAUAAUAUCUCGCGGAACAUGGACAGUCCACUGGAUUCCAAAAGGCUGGAGGGAAGAAAGUUUAGAGUUGUCGUUGCAGAGAAUGCACCUUUCAUGAUGAGUACGAAGCUUGAAGGUGGUAUCAUUUCAUACAAAGGAUAUUGUAUUGACCUGCUGAAUGAACUAGCAAGAUACCUUAAGUUCACAUACGAGAUCUACGUCAGCCCUGAUGGGAAGUACGGCUCUGAAACAGAAAAUGGAACCUGGAAUGGAAUGAUUGGAGAGCUGUUAAACGAGCAUGCUGAUAUGAUUGUGGCGGAUCUCACUAUAACUGAACGUCGCGAAAAAGUGGUGGACUUCAGUGUUCCUUACAUGUACUACACUGAAGAGAUGUUGCUGAAGAAAACCUCUUCAAGCGACACAGUUGAUUUACUACAGUUUAUGAAUCCCUUUGACAACAACGUCUGGUUUGCCACUCUUGGGACUCUAUUUAUCAUCUCUAUUGCUCUGUUUGUUCUAAACUACUUCAGUCCUUAUGGGUACAAAGAUGACAAUGGCCGGGGAACAUCGCAGGAAUUCAGUUUCUUCAACAGUGUGUGGUUUUCUUUAGCUUGUAUGCUGCAACAAGGAGCGGACAAUUCACCAAGAAGCUUGUCAGGCCGUAUUCUCACUGGAUGUUACUGGUUCUCUAUUCUUAUAUCGGUAUCAACCUACACGGCCAAUCUCGCCGCUUUUUUCACUGUAAAAAACGCAGCUCUUCCCAUCAACAACCUCGAAGACAUCGUUAAAUCAUCUUAUCAAGUAGGAGUAUUGGAGUCAGCAAGUACGUACGAGACAUUCAAGACGAGUCAAUAUGAAACAUACAAAAAGAUCUGGCAUAGAAUUCAAACAGGAGGCACAGUAGUUGAAAGUGUACAUGAAGGAAUUCAAUGGGUGCGACACGGGCAGGAGUUUGUAUUUAUCAAUGAUGGGCCCACUCUCAGAUAUACCGCCAACCAACCUCCUUGUGAUCUGACAGUAGUUCCAGGUCUGUCGACGUCAAAAGGACUUGCACUCGCUUUACAAGCAAAUGAUCCACACGCUGAUGACUUCACGCUGGCCAUUUUACAUUUGUACGAGAAUUAUGUCCUUGACAACUUGAAACGGAAAUGGUGGGAAACUGCUAAUGAGUGUCUUCAAGAAAAGGAAACAACAUUGUCUCGAAAGCGUAUUGGCUUGAUGAGCAUGCUGGGAGUGUAUGUUGUCCUGGGUAUUGGGAUAGUUGUUGCAUUUCUGACGUUGAUUGCGGAGAUCUUGUGGAAAAGAAGAGAGAAGCACAAGUUGCUGAUCAAAGCCAGAAGGCCAAAGCCUGGUCCUCUUCAAGUCCAUCCGUCACAAACAGGGAAGUAAAAUCGUAGGGCUUUGGCGAGGUUUAAGCCCAGUAGCUUAGCUAUUUGUAAACUGAGUUGGGAAGCUCAACUCAAUUCAGCUGAGAUCAUUUGUUUAGAUUAGGCGUUUAUCAAUAAUAAUGUUUAAGACAGUUGAAGUAUGAUUGCAGAAGUUACAAGUUUUGUUUUUGUUUUGUUACAGCGAUCAUGGAACCUUUUUCUAGCACACUACUUUGGAAGAUCCUUAACGCUUAAAUAUUGAUAAUAGCCCUGGGGUGGCUAUUCGAUAGUCACUUUGGAAAGUUUUCUCUUCAUCAUUUAAUUAUAUCCUUUUUCUUUGGUCAUUAAUUAAUAUCAAAAGUUUCAUGUACUAAAAGCUUAGGAAAAAGAACAGACAAACAAAACGGUUAAACAAGGUCACAGAGUGUUUCCAUUCAAUAAACUCUAAAUCAAGUCGCGGAGGAUUUGGUUCUCGUUAGAUUACAAAGUACUUUACCACAAUUUACUUUACAUCUCCAUGAUACAGGUCGCCCUGGGGAGAUAAGUUCACUUAUUGAUCAAUGUCAAACUGUUAGAAAGGGUUGCGUCAGGUUCAAACACAAACGCCGAUAUCUGGAAUCAUUCUCGCUGAAAGCGUAUACUGAAAACUCGAUCUUGUAGACACCAAGUUGUUUCAGGCUGGGCAUGUAAUCGAUAAAAUGAAUGUAUUUACAUGAAACACGAUACCGAAACUCGAAAAUUGAAUCCGUUAUCGCAUUCCAUAGAUGUGAAAAGAUGAGUCACAAUUGAUCAACUCAUUGAUAAAGAUCUUGUCGUAAAUUGUUGUAUCCUCGCAGCCAAUAAUAAGUAUUAUUCAUAGUAAAUGCAUUCAUGCACAUUUAUUUAAACAUUUUUGUUUAAAUGGAAAUAAGAAUGUAUUGUUGUAAUGCAAAGAGUGGGGACAAAUUUGGCCCAGACAGUUCUACUUGCCAAUAAUAAAAACGUACUCUCAAGUUCUGAGAACAUCAACUUUAGAGCAGAUUGUAAAUAAAAGGCAACUUAUUGCUCGUCAAAAUAUCACUAACUGUUCUACUGGUUAGCUGUACUGUAAGCAAUUACUCUUAACUAAAACCUUAUAAACUGAAAUGUAAAAUACAUCGAAAGUGAAACAUUGAAGUAAUCAAUAAAACAGAAGGAAGACUUGUCCCUUGUCGUUUUCUGUUUCUUUAUAUAUCAUUCAUUAGCAUCGCGGUUAAAGCUUCAACUGAAAUGCAGUUUUCUAUUGGGCGAGAAUACAUCACGUGACGCGCCUUUAAACUGGAUGAGUGCUGACCGGGACGAGUUCACGAACUCCCCAGUCAAGAGACCACAUGCAAAGACUCUCCAGGGUCUUCACUCUACAGAGUAUAUGACAAAUCAUGGCAUCAUUGUAAUUAACAAUUAUUCACCCAAGUGGUGAAUAAUUGUU
Messenger RNA from Orbicella faveolata, 4026 nucleotides. RefSeq names its product glutamate receptor ionotropic, kainate 2-like. Gene Ontology annotation, biological process: monoatomic ion transport. NCBI's taxonomy places the organism in Eukaryota, Metazoa, Cnidaria, Anthozoa, Scleractinia, Merulinidae. The record is from RefSeq and is a predicted model, not a curated record. Gene Ontology annotation, molecular function: signaling receptor activity; ligand-gated monoatomic ion channel activity. Gene Ontology annotation, cellular component: membrane.